GCUGCAGCACGCGCGUCGGCACCGCUCGAGCGUAGCGCGGGCGACAGCCACCUGGCCCGCACUGUCACCCUGAUCUAGCGCCCUGCCGACGCCCGGGAGGAGAUUGCGAUCAGAGCGCCAGGGGACACCUCCUUACUGACAGCCAUGCAGCCGAGCGGGGAAGAGUUAUGACAAUCACAGAGACAGCUGGAGGCACUGUUUGGGCUCAGUGACCGCUGGUUUCCGAUGUAUCCCGCGAUGUCGCCGAUGGGUACAAGUGACGACGCGACCCUGCGGCGCAUGCGCACUGCCCACGACCAAUCAGCGCUCAAGUCGGCGCCCAGCGGCCUCAUGAUGGAAGUGGCCAUCCGGUGCACCGUGCCCAGCUGCUCCUGCGAGUGCUUCAGCCCUGGGAAGAGUAACGUCAGAUACUGCGACGGCUGUAACCACAGCUGGGUGCCGCAUGCGCUGGACAAGCUGGGCGGCCAGACGACGGUGCAGGCGAACGCCGCCUUCGACAUCGCGAGCCUCGUGCUGUACGGCUGCCAGGCGCUGCCCAUCAGGCUCAAGAUCCUGCUGGACAGGCUCUUCUCCGUGCUGCGCCGCGACGAGCUGCUGCACGUGCUUGCCGGCUUCGGCUGGUCGCUGGACGACUACGCCCGCGGCUACAUCCUGCAGCUGUCGGACGGCACGCCGCUGGAGCGGUGGCACAUGUGCGCGGCGGACGAGGAGCCGCUGGUGGUGCGGCAGUUCCUGCGCUUCAGCGAGACGCGCGCGCUGGCGCUGCAGCUGCUGGCCGCCGACGUGCGCCGCGCGCUCGCCUCGCCGCCGCCCGUCGUGCUGCCGCCGCCCUCGCCGCCCAUGACGCCGCCCCACCUGCCGCAGCAGCACCACCACCACCACCAACACCAGCAGCAGCAGCAGCAGCUGUCCGCGUCCGGCGCCAGCCGAGCGCCGCCGCCGGCCUCCACCUCCAGCGCCAACGGGAAGGCGCCGUCGCCCUCCGACUGGAGCGGCACCAAGCAGCCGGCGGCGGAGGCGAACGGCGGCCCGAUGAACCUCAGCACGGGCGGGCGCGCCGCCGCCAAGCCCGCGGGCCCUCCGCCUUACUCGGCGGUCGCCCCGCUACCUGCCAGCGGACGCGCCGCCUCCAACGGCGGCCGCAAGUACACCGUGGCCGACAUCCUCAACGGAGGCUGCUCCGAGGAGCGCUCCCCGCUGGCGCACAGCGCGCUCAACCUCAGCCGCGACGCGCUGGACGGCCUCAGGAUGCGCCCGGCGCCGCCCAAGCCGCCUCCGCCGCCCCCGCCGCCGCUGACGCCGCAGCAGCAUCAGCAGCAGCAGCACCAACAGCAGCAACUGCCACCUCAGCUGCCGGCUGCGGCGGCCACAUCGACGCCGCUAAAGCGCCAGUGGCGCUCCGGCUCGUGCGACCUGCCCAUCAACCUGGGCACACAGAUCGUCAACCCCACCACAGGCAAGAAGCGCGUCCAGUGUAACGUCUGUUUCAAGACCUUCUGCGAUAAGGGCGCUCUCAAGAUACACUUCUCCGCCGUCCACCUGCGGGAGAUGCACAAGUGCACCGUGGAGGGCUGCAGCAUGAUGUUCAGCUCGCGGAGGUCGCGCAACCGGCACAGCGCCAACCCCAACCCCAAGCUGCACUCGCCGUACCUGCGGCGCAAGAUGUCGCCGCACGACGGGCGGUCUGCGCAGGCGCGCCAGAUGCUGAUGCCGCCGCCCGCCGCCGCCGCAGCCGCCGCCGCCGCCGCCGCCGCGGCCGCCGCCGGCGACCCGCUGGCGCUGUCCUCGGCCCUGGGUUCGCUGCCCUUCCCGCCCUUCCCGCUGCUCAUGCCGCCCCCGCACCUGCUCAAGCACGGACUCGACAUGAGGUUCGGCGAGGAAUGCCGCCAGGAACAGUGGAACAGUAUGAGCCUGGCGAGGCCUGCGGAAGACAAUGCGGCGUCGAGCAGCAGCAGCCGACCCACCGAGGAGGACGACAUGUUCGACGACGACGACUACGGCAUCGUCGUCGACGGAGACAUGGACGACGACGAGAUGGAGGAACGCGACGAAACUGACGACCAUUCUUCGAAGAACGACGAGGCGGAAGACGCCAGUGUGAGCGACUCGCAGGCCAGUGGGGCGCAGCUCAACGCCGAGACCAAGACUGACGAAGAGGUGCAGAGCAACCCGGAGGGCGGCGACGCCCCUCUGGAGCCGGCUGACGGGACCGGGUUGAAGCAGGAGCAGGCGGUGGACGGCGUCUCGUCCCCGAAGAGUUCUCGCAAGAGGAAGAACAAAAAUCCGACGCGCUUCAUGGUGUCCAACCACAAAGAAGGUACGUCGUCGGUGGAGGACGGGUCAGUGUGUGACGAAACAUAUGACUCAGCUGCUUGUAACGAGGAGAGGAUUGACAACGAAAGACUGAUGGCGCAAGUGAAAACGGAGCCCAUGGAAGAGGACGAGAAGGUAAAUGCGAAAGAAGACUGGCAAGGAAGACAGGAGAGUGAAGACGUGGUGCACUGUGAGAGCGCCAGGAGUGACAAUGCCGACUGCGAGUCCAGCAGGAUAGGUCCUGACGAACAGUGUUGGGAGAAAAAGGAAGAAACUGCGAGCGUGAAAUUAGAGCCCGACUACCAGUCUGCCUCCUGCGGGAGUAUCAAGCGGGAGUUCUCCGACCAGAUGGCGGCAGCGGCGGACCAGGCCGCCGGCGGGUACUACUACCAGCACCACCAAUCCGCCAACUCCUCGUUCAGCGUGGGCAGCGCACUGCAGCAGCUGGAGUGCCUCUCGCAGCGGCAGUUCAGCGGCCUGCAGUACCUGCAGCACAGCGCCGGCCAGCAUAGCCCCGCGUCGGCGGCGCCGUCCACCAGCCCCUCCGGCUCGUCCAAGGACUCGAGCGGCGGCUGCGACGACUGCUGCCUGCCCGAGGUGGACCCGGAGAACCCGCGACGCUGCCCCGUGUGCGGCGACGUGCUGGCCGACGUGUUCGCGGUGCGCGCGCACAUGCAGAGCGCGCACAUGCGGCUGGUGCACGCGUGCAGCUUCCAGGGCUGCAAGGCGGCCUUCCCGUCGCGCCGCAGCCGCGACCGCCACAGCGACAACCUGCGCAUGCACCGCCGCCUGCUGUCCACGCCGCACUCUGAUGCCGCGUCCGCCGCCGCUGCCGCGCUCUUCGCCGACAUGAUGGCCUACAGCGACGCCGCCAGCGAGGCGUUCGCCAAGCAGUGCCAGCCCAGAUCUGUCGACAUGUGAACUGGAACUGGUCUGAGGUGCUCCAGAGCCGGUGCUGCCUCACUACUUCCCGAGUCCUCCCCCAGGUCUGUCGAUAUGUGAACUGGAACUGGUCCGAGGUGCUCCAGAGCCGGCGCUGCCUCACUACUUCCCCAGUCCUCCUACUGUGCUGCUGUGUAGAAACCGACGAACCACCUCAAACGAGUAAUCCAAUAAACACUACUUAUCGCGCUUCCCUGUCAGUGCCGCGCUACCACUCAUAAGCGUACUAAAGCACAGCCAUAGUACUGCUCACUGAAAUGAGGUCAGAAGACACGUGUGAUGUCGCUAGGCACGCAUUCCCCAAUCAGUGCCACCACAAGCGUUUCGACUUGUGAACUGACCUGAGGUUCUUCAGAACCGAUGGUGCCUCAGUACAACUCCCGUCCUCAUAUUAUGCCACAGUGGACCAGAGGAAGCGAAUUCUUUGGGACGAGUAACCCAAUAAUAUUACUUCUCAUGCUGGCCCAUCAAAGCCACGAAGUGAUCUACUGGUAAAAUGAUGCAUAUACAUAAUUUCAGUCUUCAAAAUGAGGUUUAGUAACCUCACAUGUUUAAUAAGUCAAAACUUUUCCCUCUAUUUUAAAUUCAGAAAAAAAUUGUGCCAUCUAACAAGGACACAACACAAAGCCUAUUACAAGAUAGCAGUUCCAGGUACACGUGUGUAUCAAUACAUACAGGACAGAUGUUAAGGUUCGUGCUGUAAUGCGAGUCAGAAGAGAAUAAACCUUUCAACUUUCUUCUACAGUUCAAAGAUAGAGCAGUACUAGCUAGUGACUGACGCGAAGUUCUAUUUGAAAAAAUAUAGAGAAGAUAGCGAGUACACUUGCUAAUCAGAAUAUUGGGGAUGCUAAACGGGAAAAUACCCUUGAUACUGUUGGUAACCUGCAUUGGAGUCAUACAGUAGUAGCAGCACAGUACGGGAUGAGUUGGACAGUUGUAAUAUCUGUAAUUGGAGAUUGUGGGAUGUUAUCGACUGAUUGUGACUGAUUCGUCAGCAAGAUGAUAAACUGGUGUAAUGCUGAUGCAAGUGAAUGUAUAAUGGAGUUCAUGCUAUCGAAGUGAAGCAUUUUAAAAUGUUGACUGGACAAAAAGAGUACAUUUAUGUAUACGACUUAAUUGGUAAAUAUGUGUAAAAUAAUACCUACGCAGGAAGGCAGCAGGGAGGAAGAAAGAGACAGAGAGAGAGAACGUUUGGAAGAGUAGAGAUCAAUGUCAGACAGACAGAAGUUUGUCAUCUGAGUCGGUAGAUCAAUACAUGAAGUGGUGUAUGUGAAGCGUGCAGUACGAGUUGAUAACAUGACAUUACGAUUCAUCCAAAAUUAUACGUUUGAACUGUAUGUACAACAAUACAGAUACUUACACAGGAAAUGGUCUGCCCUUAGAUGCCACGUUCGUGAUGGUUAGCUACCAUACAAACUUCAGCUUGUGGACAGGUUAUUUCCGUUAUUGUUGUUCGCUUCCCCAUAACGAUUCAUUACGUGAUUAAGUGAGCGGUCAUGCUUGAGGCAGAAGUAUGAAUGAAGAGUCACUAGUCCAGUGGUUCAUGUCUGACUGACAUAACACCCUAAUGUUGCUGGGAUUUCAGUAUUAUGUGGUUAUACAUAUUCUCUUUCUCAUUUUCUUUAUUCUGUUUUGAAGUUCUGUAUACUCUGGUAAUAUCCAGUGUAGCGUGAGUGGCAAAAUUUUGAUAUUUCUGUUGAAGUACAAUAGCAGAAGCCACAUCGAAACAACUGUACAAGUUACUCAUUUUAGAUACAUUCUGCAGCAAAUUUUCCGUUACAUAACUUCAUCCACAGCAGUUUUAAUAGUGUGUGCAAUUUUAUAGUAGAAUAUUAUGUAUUAGAGAUCAUCUAAUAAGAGACGUUAUUCCCAUAUUACAUAGCAUAUUUCGCAGACUUUUUAUUUGUAUUGAAUCAAGUUUAAGUUUUCAUUGUGAUUUCUAAUAAUCUAAGCUAAUAUACUCGUUUUCCAAACUGUUUACUGAAGGCAGUUGUAGAAUACAGGCCACUUGGACAACCGACGUAGUCUUGCUUUCCGACCAGAAAACUUUUGUGCUUUACGAGCUGUUUCAUUUAGUGCAAUGUGCUGAAUAUGUGACAGUCAUGUAUUAUAAUUUAUGUGUAUAGAACCCUGAGGGUGAUUUUCGUAUAAUGUGAGGCUGUAAAUACAUGAGAGAACUCUGACUUUCGUUAUGUAGAUCAUGGAAACAUGUAAACCCAUCCGUCGCUUUAUAAAUGUAACAUUAUCAGAAUCGUAAUUGAUAGACCUACAUGUAUUAGAGAAAUUGAUGUGCUGUGUCUUCUUUAAAUGUAAUAACAGAAAUUUACAAUUGAUUUGUGAUCUGCUCUUCAGCAUGAUAGGCAAUAAGAAACUUAGUUUCUACAUUUUAUGAACUGUAUUUCCUACAUAGUAAUGUUAAGUGUUUCCUUUAUUACUAUAGUACAGCUAUUUACAUGCCGCAGUCAUAACCAUUUGAUAACUUAAGGAAAAUAAGUUAGAGGACAGUAGAUAGUAUUUGCUAAAUACGUACUGCAAUAAAUUCUCUUAUAGUGAAACGUACGUUUUCCUUGAGAAAUGUUUCAA
This is a messenger RNA of Schistocerca piceifrons (Central American locust), 5838 nucleotides long. Its product is annotated as zinc finger protein basonuclin-2-like. NCBI's taxonomy places the organism in Eukaryota, Metazoa, Arthropoda, Insecta, Orthoptera, Acrididae. The coding region runs from base 226 to 3234 and encodes 1002 amino acids. The record is from RefSeq and is a predicted model, not a curated record. The transcript is spliced from 8 exons. Gene Ontology annotation, biological process: regulation of DNA-templated transcription. Gene Ontology annotation, cellular component: nucleus.